Grus americana (Whooping crane) is the source of this 1183-nucleotide messenger RNA. RefSeq names its product serine protease 54 (gene PRSS54). The record is from RefSeq and is a predicted model, not a curated record. Gene Ontology annotation, molecular function: serine-type endopeptidase activity. Bases 251 to 1183 code for a protein of 310 amino acids. The transcript is spliced from 5 exons. Gene Ontology annotation, biological process: proteolysis. Lineage: Eukaryota; Metazoa; Chordata; Aves; Gruiformes; Gruidae.
CCAGCUGGCACCCAGCACGCCUCUCCCCCUCUCCCCACAGGCAGGCAGGGAAGUGGGGCCCUGGCUCCCCAGCCCCAGCUCUUUGCCCGGCUGGGAAGAAUGCGAAGCCUCAUGCUGCUGUGUCUCUGUGCCGCCCCAGCAUCGGGUGAGUGAAAGAGGUGGCACGAUCUGACCCUUACGUACUCCAGACCACGCCACCGGCUCGGCCCCACAUGGGAGUGAGUCUGGGUGAUGCUGGCAUCAGUCCCAGAUGAGGUCAAAGCUGGGGACAGCUGUGGCUAGGGGCAAGGGGGCAUCAGAGGGAGGAGGGGGGCAGCGGGAGAGCACAGGGCCAGGCGCACCCAGCGACAUGCCCCAUUUCCCUGCAGCCUGCGGGAUCCAGGCCAGCCCUUCCCCGUGGAGAUCAGUGCAGGAGUUCACAGCCACAGACCAGUUCCCGUGGGUGGUGGCACUGCAAGACACGCAGCACAACCUCCUGGCCUUCGGCUCCAUCCUGAACGAGCACUGGAUCCUCAGUGCUGCAUCCAGCCUACAGAGCAGGCAGCAGGUGCUGGCCUUGGUUGGGCUGAGCGCCAUGAAGAGGCGACGGGAGGACCAGCCCCAGUAUUCGAUCAGCUCUGUCAUCCCCCACGAGGACUUUGACAAGGUGACACUCUACAACAACGUCGCUCUGCUCAGGACAGCUGCCCCACUGGAGUUCAGCAGCAUCAGUCAGCCUAUCUGCUUUCCCCACGGGAGCCUCUCUGCCUCAGACCUCGUGAACUGCUGGGUCUCAGGCUGGAUACAUCCCACCACAGGUAAUCCCCGGCUCCUGUGGGUGACCGUCUCCGUGCAGGCCUGCGGGUGCUGCUCCUGGUCCCUGGACCUCUCCCGCUGCCGGGGCCUCCAAGGGCCUUGGGGUGAUGCCGGCAACCCUGUCAUGUGCCAGAUUAGAGGGACUGAGAAAUGGGUCCUGAAAGGCAUUCUCAGUGAGGGCGGCAUCAGAUGCUACAGACCGUUCCUGUACACCCCAGUGUCCUACUACAGCGACUGGAUCUUGGCCACCACCGAGAGGACAGGACCUCCCGCACUCCCAACACUGGGAAUCCGCUCUGGUUCCUCCCGCAUUAAGUGGUCACCAGGGCUUGCCCAGAAAGAAAGGACAGUUCCUGUGAGCAUGUCGGAUUUGAUGACCAGAGAAUAA